This is a messenger RNA of Frankliniella occidentalis (western flower thrips), 2212 nucleotides long. RefSeq lists its product as uncharacterized. The transcript is spliced from 4 exons. The record is from RefSeq and is a predicted model, not a curated record. NCBI's taxonomy places the organism in Eukaryota, Metazoa, Arthropoda, Insecta, Thysanoptera, Thripidae. Bases 531 to 1007 code for a protein of 158 amino acids.
UUUUCCCGGAAUCUCACAUGUAAUACGCAAAAUGGGAGAAGGUUGGCAAAAAAAAUAGGGUAACAUAACCUGCAACCGGAGGGGGCCGACUUCCGCCAACAGGUGGGAGGAGGUGAAGCAGAAGAAAGGAAGCAAUCUGAGGGAUUCGCAGUUGUAUCCGUUAUAAUGUUAUUAUCACUCCACCUUGCACAGCAGCCCGCCUUUAAAGUUGUUCUCCUGCUAAUGUUACUGUUGAGAGUGAACAGUCACUUCACGUACACUCUGCUGUACACAAAUGUCCUUCCCAGUUUGGUUGUACCCAAGUGAAACACGAAAAAGAAACCAAUCCCUGUUCUAACAACUUAUGAUACCAUUUGUUUCACUGAGAGCUUGUAACCAGAAUAACGCCUGCUGGCUGUCUUGUAUUUUCUUGUGUGUGGCAGUAGUACUGAUACUUUUUGUAUUCGAAUGAGUGAAGCAAUGAUUGUGAACCACAAUUUGCAACAACUUGAGGCACUUGAGGCUUGUCAAAGUCUUUUACAUUUAACAACAUGUGGUCUCUGUUCAUGACAUCUAGAAACAUGUUAGAGUUGAAGAUUAUGUCUAGUGUCAUACAAAGAUUGCAUUCAAAGAGUAAGAAGCCUUUGGCAUCCGAAGUCCUUACCUGUUACCUGCUGCAGUGUAAGGAGCCUCCAUGGACUUCUUACUUUGUCCGAUAUAGCAGUGUGAAGGAUGAUCAAUGGGGCCUCUCACAUUUCAACUGGCCCGCAGGAAACUCAAACUACCAUAUUCUUCGCACUGGCUGUUACCCAUUCAUUAAGUAUCAUUGCUCAAAGCGUCAUCAUCAGGAUCUUGCAUUGGAAAAUUUUCUAAUGCGAUUGAUCAAAAUUACGAACUUGUGCAUUCCAUGUUUAUUGUAUGGUUUAGCUGCAACCCAGCUAAUAAGACAUGAAGAAGAAGUACACACACAACAUGGGCCUGUAAACAUAUAUUUUCUCUACCCAGAAGACAAGGGAUCUCUUCACUAAUGUAUGUUCAUGAAUUCUACUUGUAUUUUUAAAUAGAAAUUUCAAAUUAUAACUUGAGCUCUGUGAACCAAAUUGUAACUCUGCUGUGUAAGUAGUCAUUUUAAAGUUAUAUACUUUAUGUUUAGGUCAUCAGUUUUCUAGUCAGUCCUUGUAUUUUUAUCAAGUAAACCCAUUUGUAUUUGAGCUCAUUUCAUAUCACUCCUGAUUCAAGAAACUCAUUGUGAUCUUAUUCUAGGAAAAAGGAUAUCUUUUAUUUAUAAGGAAUUAUGUAAGGAUAGUGUUUUGCUUGUUUUUUUCUGGUAUAUGUUGCAGAUACAUCACAUCUAAAUUGCAAUUUCACGUUUUAUUUCAAAUUGUUUCCAGUCCUCUCAUUUUUCCUUCUCUGUGUUUCAUUGAGUGUGUCCGAAUUCUCCAGUGUGUUGACACUUCUCAACACAAGUUGUGUCAAGGAGUAAAGUGGAGCAGCCUGACCUAGCUGUGAUUGGCCGCUCACGCUACUCUGCUCCACUCCUUGACACAAUUUGUGUCGAAAAGGCUGGACACAUUCCGACACACUCGUUGCCACAAUUUUGUAAGUAACAACUUUGUACCCCAUCAUAACAACUAAAACUUCAGUGUACAUUCCUUAUGAUUUUUUUCCCUCAUUUCAUUCUUAGAGAGAAUGAUGGUCUUGUAAAGAUUAAAGAAAUGUUGAUUUUUCACUUGCAAUAUUGUUUGUACUGAGUUUGCAACUAACUUCAAUAUUUUGAGAGAAAAAUAUCAAGAAAAAUGCAAUAAAAGACAAAUGCAAAGCUAAAACAAUUAGUGCUUGGUUUGUAUUUUGUCCCUUCUAGUGCGUUUGUUUUAUCAGUGACAGCUCACCCAGUUCUUCAAAUUUGCAUGACUUUUUUUCUCUUGAGGCAAGCAGAGUAACUACUGGAAAGAACCGUGAGGGCAGUGCAAAGUAUGGAUAUUGAUUUAUUCAGUGGAAUAUCACACCCAAUGGAUAAAAAAGAUAAUUUAGGAUAUGUGAGAAUUUGCUUUAGUAAGGAAGGAGAUACAAUAUGUUACUUUUUGUUUCUAAACGGUGACUUGCAAAAUUUUUGUCAUGUCUUACUGAAAUGAUGCUUCUCAGUACAGUAUGCACAUGUCUGACCCGAAAACAAGAUUUGUGUAAAUAGUUAUGUCACAUGGUACCACAGGAAUAAUAAUAAUAAUAAAAAAUA